Corylus avellana is the source of this 1474-nucleotide messenger RNA. RefSeq lists its product as uncharacterized. NCBI's taxonomy places the organism in Eukaryota, Viridiplantae, Streptophyta, Magnoliopsida, Fagales, Betulaceae. The record is from RefSeq and is a predicted model, not a curated record.
GUUACAAGGAUCGCAUAAACAACUCAUCGCCAUUUAAAAAAGCCAGAGAAAGAGAAGAAUUGUAAGAAAUUGCCGGCUCCUACUGUUUAUACUUCUGCAGACUCCCACACACGACCAAUAUUUCUCUCUUUUCCCUUCCAACCCACCCCGAUCAUCGUUUUCCUCCUCAACGGAACAAUUUCUAUCUCUUUCUUGAUCAGCUCUGUUCCUUUGCUUCACCAGAAUUAUCUUCUCAAUUCGACAAAACACGGAGUGGUUGUUGAGGAAGAUAGAAGAAGAAUUAAAGGUUGUCUGAAGAAGAAGGAAAAAAAUAAAAACAGCUCUGUUUUCUUUUGUUGGUAGUACAUAAGGAUUGACCCAUUCGGCACGCCACGGUGACGCUGCCAAGUGCCAACCACCUCUCUUUGCAUUUUUCUUCGUCGACUUUCUUCCCUGGAAAGUGACGGAUAUGGCGGAAAAUCCAAAGUUGGUUUGUGGCUCAGAAGAGAAUAUGGGUAACCAGAAAAUAUCGGUUUCCGAUCAUAUGAACGGCUUUCAGUAUACCGCCGAUAAUUCCGACAGCUUAGUUAUUGACAUGGAGAGCUUCUCCCGCCUCACCAAUAAAGAUAUUACUGCAAAUUCACGAAUUACUUUGCAGAGAAGCCUUUCCCGGAAAGGGCCUCAGCGUGGCGGCGAGAAAAAGAUUACUCCCAUUGCUAGUACUGCUAACGAAAGAGAUAUUGUUGCCUCCACAUCAUCGCCCAGAGGGUCUAGCACGCCUGAAAAGUCUGCAGUGGUGGCAGUAGGGAUCAUGGAUAAUUCUAGCAACCCACAAGUUCAUCAUCAGAUCACCAUCACCACCGGCAACAUCACCACCCCCACCGAAAGCAGAAGCAUUUCUAGGAGAAAUAGUUUUAGGCGUUCUCCAUGGGUCCUUGAUCCUAAGAAGAUUCUCUUCUUAUUUGCCACCUUGUCAAGCAUGGGAACAAUCUUGUUGAUAUACUUCACCCUUUCAAUUGGCAAGCUCAAUGAAGAUGAAGAUGGUUUGGAUUGGCAGCAGCGACCAUAGACACAGCCUUAAAAGAGAAUCAGGACAGAAGUGGACAUGACAUGGCUUCAGAGUUGGCAGUUCUAAGCUUUUUCUCCAGGCAUUUAAAAAAUUUACAGACGAAGAAAAUGACAUACUGCAUUGUGACAAAGAAAAAGAAUCUUCUUUUUUAGAAUGAAUGGCAGAGAUCAGAGCAAAUGAGUUUUUCCUUCUUUGUUUUUUUUUCCUUUUGUAUAUUUGCUGUCUCUAUACAGCUUAGUGGAUGAUUAGAAGUUACUUUUUGCUCUUCUUCCCAUACCUUCUGCUCCGUUUCCUCUUUUGGCACUCCAACUUGGACAGGCCUUUUUGUUGUAUGUGGCUUCCAUGUGAGUAGGCAGAGGGAUGAAAACAACCAUUAGAUUUGUAAGAAAUAAAAUAUGCUCAAUGUGCGCAUGCGCACUAGAAUCU